AUGGCCAAUGUAGAUGGCAAUGUAGAUGGCAAUGUGGUUGGGUAUGGUAGACCUCCAUAUCAAUUAUCAAGAUCCGAAAUUGUUGAACGAAUAAUUGCUGAAACGAUCGAUGAUGCAACUCUUGUAAAAAUAAAAAAACAUACUACUCUUCCUUUACCUGAACUUAUCACUCCAAGUGUAAAUGUUCGAACGGUUAAAAAUCCAAGACCUCAAAACAGUUUUGUAAUUUAUCGAAGAAAUGUUCAAGCGGAAAUAGCCAAAGAAAAAGGUGCUACUGCUGCCGGUAGAUUGGAUUACGUUUCUAAAUUCGCUGCUAAUAAAUGGAAACAUGAAUCUCAAGAAGUUAAGGAACUUUACGGUUUUCUCGCUAUAUGCGCAAAGAAAGUUCAUGAUUUCAUGUAUCCUGGCUAUGUUUAUCAACCUAAAAGACAAGCCACCACAAACGAACCCAUGAUAAUGGUACAUGAACCCGGUAUAAAUGGUUGUAAAUUAAGGCAACCCGUCCCAACUCCUCCUGAAACUCCUUUAUCAUCUCCUCCAACAAGAAUGUCAAGACAAUAUAAUUCUCCUCCAUUAUAUCAACAUCAACAACCUUUACCUCCUCCUCCUCCAUUUUUACCUUCAGUUGAUCAUCAUACUCCUUCAUUCGUUCAAGAGCCAAUGCUUGUAAGUUACUGUUGCUAUUGA
Racocetra fulgida is the source of this 687-nucleotide messenger RNA. NCBI's taxonomy places the organism in Eukaryota, Fungi, Glomeromycota, Glomeromycetes, Diversisporales, Gigasporaceae. The record is from the annotation of a GenBank genome assembly.